Molecule: messenger RNA, 2622 nt
Organism: Pyricularia oryzae 70-15
Lineage: Eukaryota; Fungi; Ascomycota; Sordariomycetes; Magnaporthales; Pyriculariaceae
Product: mannan polymerase II complex ANP1 subunit
Exons: 5
Coding region: 498-2033 (511 amino acids)
Biological process (GO): cell wall mannoprotein biosynthetic process; protein N-linked glycosylation
Cellular component (GO): mannan polymerase complex
Molecular function (GO): alpha-1,6-mannosyltransferase activity
Source: RefSeq, a predicted model, not a curated record
GCGACAGGAAGAUUUGCUGCGUGGUACUUGGCAAGCCAGUGGGGCGACUGGUAUCGAAGGCUCGAAGCAGCCUCGCGCUUCGACGAAACACAUUAAUCCUAGCGGGAGAGCGAUAGUGGGGCGGCGCAUGUCUCCCUUUCCCGUCGAUCAACCCUGACCCCUGCCAAUCUGGCGCGGGCCAAAAAAGGAGACGCCAAAGGUGCAGUAUCCAACGAAAUCCAUUGAAAGCUUCGUGUCGAGAUUGGAACCCACGCAUCCAAAUGCUCGGAUUGAGGCACACCACGAACGACAACGCCUUCUCUCGCUACGUAUAACUACAACCAGAAGAUAAUCCGGCACAUGUAUCUUCUCGACCCGUUACGGAUCCCCGGUGCAUAGAGGUGGUUAUCUUGCGAAUCUACGAAGCAAUAUACGACGCCGUCCCAGUCCGGCCCUAGACUCGUGGACUCCCCAGGGGCUCAUCACAGAAACCCGGCCGGCGCAGCCAGUUCGAUCCAAUGCUGCCAUCAUAUGCAUCUGGAAAGUCGAAGGUGACACCGAGACACCAUGCCACUGGAUAUUCCAAUGGCUAUCCACCUUCCAACAGGCUGGAGUUCUCGCCACACAGAUACCAACCUCGAACUGCAACGCCCUCAUUAAGACGCCGACGACAGUUUAUAUUUCGUCUGGGCGUAGUCCUUGCGGUCGGAGCUUUCGCAUGCUUUGUGUGGCCAGGCUUUGCAACCGUGGCGACCCUGUUUCCAUUGAGCCUUCUCGGUAACAGCGAGUUAUCCCAGAUCGAGACCGUCCGGUAUUAUGACCUGUCUAAUGUCCAGGGCACCGCACGGGGAUGGGAACGAGAGGAGCGCAUUCUCAUGUGCAUUCCUCUGCGUGAUGCGGAAGCACAUCUUACUAUGUUCUUCUCCCAUUUGCGCAACUUUACCUACCCUCACCACCUGAUCGAUCUCGCCUUCCUCGUCUCGGACUCGAAGGAUAGGACGUUGGAAGUACUGGUUGAGAACUUGGAGAAGAUCCAGGCGGACGAGGACGAAAACCAGUGGUACGGCGAGAUCUCUAUAAUAGAGAAGGACUUUGGCCAAAAGGUGAAUCAGGAUGUGGAGAGUCGCCACGGGUUUGCCGCCCAGGCAAGCAGGCGAAAGCUGAUGGCGCAAGCUCGCAACUGGCUUCUCAGUGCUGCUCUGCGUCCCUAUCAUUCAUGGGUCUACUGGAGAGAUGUGGAUGUGGAAACCGCUCCAUUCACAAUCCUGGAGGAUCUGAUGCGUCACAACAAGGAUGUCAUUGUUCCAAAUGUGUGGCGCCCGCUUCCCGACUGGCUCGGCGGAGAGCAGCCAUACGACUUGAACUCGUGGCAAGAGUCCGAGACUGCCCUGGCUUUGGCGGAUACCUUGGACGAAGACGCCGUCAUCGUAGAGGGCUACGCCGAGUACGCCACUUGGCGGCCUCAUCUGGCCUACCUUCGGGACCCCUAUGGAGAUCCUGACAUGGAGAUGGAGAUUGAUGGUGUCGGGGGCGUCAGUAUCCUUGCCAAGGCCAAGGUGUUUCGCUCUGGUUGCCAUUUCCCAGCCUUCAGUUUCGAAAAGCAUGCCGAGACUGAAGGGUUUGGCAAGAUGGCCAAGAAGAUGGACUACUCAGUUGUUGGGCUGCCGCACUACACUAUUUGGCAUUUGUAUGAGCCCAGUGUCGACGAUAUUAAGCACAUGGAGGAAAUGGAACGGGAGAGGCUUGCACGUGAGGCCGAAGAGAAACAAAAGGCCGACAAAGAGCAAAAGCUUAAGGAUACUUUCGCCGACCCCAACAACCAGUGGGAGAAGGAUAAGGCUGCCAUCCAGGACAUUGCUAAGAGCGAUAAGGCUAAAGGCGCAAAAGCAUUGGAUUCGGAAAACAAUAAAGCUGCGAAGAAGGACGAUGACACCAAGGACACCUCGGUCAACGCAAAGAAAGCCGACAAGAACGACGAUGUGGAUAAGCCAGCAAAAGCUAAGAAAGAAAGCGAGGCAGGCAAAGACGCCAAGGCGGCUAAGAAGCAACAAUAGAUGCACACUUUUGCCCACACCCUCGACUAGACGAGCCGGCAUUCUGCCAGCAAAAAUUUUUAUUUACAUUUUGCCCAUGUUGCUGGAUAUCUUGGUGUCAUCCCUCGUCGUUUCCUUUCCAUCUCCUUCUUUAGAACAUGUCGCUCAGCGGAUAUGCAGCAUUAUACCGCACGCAAGAAGACAGCGCUGUUUGCAACUAUCUGAGUACUAACAUUUAUGAUGUCCAUGGCAAUCUGGGACCAUGGUGGAAGGGAUAGAACAUGAUUGGAGUGGACGCGGUUCUGUACAAUAUAGGGGCUCGCCUCAUGAGGCCGCUGGCUUUUGGCGUUGUCGGGGCGUUUCGUCUGUAAUAUUUCUUAGGUUCAGCGAAUCUCAAGAUGUCAUGUCUUGACUGAUGUUUGGACACGCAGGUCACGUACACAUGUGCCUGGUGCCUGCAUUUAUUGUCCAUUAAUUAUCGGUGCGUCAAUCCUUUCUACAAGUUAAGUUGUGUACUAAGGCUCGGUAGGUAAGGUACCUUGGUAGGUAGGUAGGUAGGUAGGUAGGUUUAUACCCGCACGACACGUAGAAUACGUACCUCUCAACCCCA